AUGGACGACCUCGCAAGCCUCCUGGACCGCAGCGACGCAGCCUUCGCCGACGACGUCUCGGCGGUCGUGCCUGUGGCCGACGAUGCGUCCUUGACGAGCGCGCUCGGCACGACUAAGAAGCGUCAGCGCACGUGCAUGAAGGACGAGCUCGCGUAUCAGCGUACCAAGCACGCGGCGCUGGCCGCCGAGCUCGCGCUCUUGCAGGCGACGACCGACGUGUCGAUCUGGAAAGGCCGCGCGUUUGGCCAAGUACGCGCGGCGCAGCAAGCCCGGAACGAGAACAUGCGGCUACGCACGAGCCUCGCGAGCCAGCUCAAGGUCCUUGACGCGCUGCAAAAGCUCUUUCUCAAGCAGCCAAGUCUGUGCCAGCUGCAGUCGAUCGAGCACUGGAAGAUCCCGGCGCUUGGGAUCGAGCGACGAAAAGAGACACUGGAGGCGCUGCUACUGCACCAGUACGAGCAGCUGCCGUCGCAGUGGGUGCGGCACGGGCUGCACGCGCACGAAGCCAACGACGACGGCGUCUUGGAGACGCGCGUGCACACGGACGAUGGCCCACUGCGCCUCGACAUUCUCAAGUGCGACUCGUGGCCCGUGGCGUUCAUGCAGCUCGCGCAUAUCGUGUGGCAGCUGCUCGUCGACCGCACAGACAUUGACGUCACCAUGUCGCUUCAGAAAACGGCGGUCGAAAUCUUCUCCGACAAGAUGGUCUAUGCGCAGUAUAUCGGCUCGUGCACGCCGCCGGCACCGUAUCCUCGGCUGCCGCCCGUGGAGAGCCGCAUUGCGUGCCGGCGGUAUGACGAAGCGACGCGCGUGGUCAUUGUGUGGCGCUCGAUUCUGGACGAUGCGCUCUUUCCCAUGCCGACGCACCACCUCAAGGGCGACGAGUGUGGAUGGGUUGUCGUCCAGCAGACAGACGCAAACCAUGCACGGCUCUUGUCGUACUCGACGACCAAGCCACCGCUCGUCCCCAAGGCCCAAGAUAGUACGUCGUCGGUCGUACGCGCACCUGGCAUGCUCACCGAGUCGCUCCUGCGCCAAGUCCACGCCAGCUGCGACGCGGUGGACUUGACAAUUCAGCGCGGCCUCGCGUUGGCAGCGUUACCGACGGCAGCUGCUUGA
Messenger RNA from Saprolegnia parasitica CBS 223.65, 1119 nucleotides. RefSeq lists its product as hypothetical. The coding region runs from base 1 to 1119 and encodes 372 amino acids. Lineage: Eukaryota; Oomycota; Saprolegniomycetes; Saprolegniales; Saprolegniaceae. The record is from RefSeq and is a predicted model, not a curated record. The transcript has 3 exons.